Fusarium pseudograminearum CS3096 is the source of this 540-nucleotide messenger RNA. RefSeq lists its product as uncharacterized. The record is from RefSeq and is a predicted model, not a curated record. The coding region runs from base 1 to 540 and encodes 179 amino acids. NCBI's taxonomy places the organism in Eukaryota, Fungi, Ascomycota, Sordariomycetes, Hypocreales, Nectriaceae. The transcript has a single exon.
AUGCAACCUUCACGCUCUCAACCCCGCGGCCCGGGCAGCUUCAAUCCUUUAUCCAGCUCUUCUGCCCAACCUUCGCAGCUUUCAACAGCAUCCUCGAGACCUGCUCUACGCCGAGUCGAAACCUCAGACGGCGAAGACGAGACCCCCCGGCCGUCCAUAACAAUACCCAAGUCGCGACAACCCUCACAACCGCAGCCCUCGUCUCCCGCGACGCCGAUAUACGCUCAAUUCACGACACAUGGAAACUCGAGUACGGCGAGCUUAGGCCACCAUAACUUUUCGAGGCCUGCGAACUCACGGUCCGUCACGCAAGGGUCGCCGGCGACAUUGGUCAAGGGGCAUGCGCGCAAGCAUUCCGCUACACAAGGCUCAUUCGAACCUACCCUACCGUCCAUGAGCACGUCGAAUCUAUCUUCGCAUCUCGGAAUGUCUCAUCAAAACCCAUCAGCCACUUCUAUGUCCGCCGCAGCGGCGGCUGCUGCGGCUGCUGAACUCCAGUCACCUUGUAAUAUCGUAUCUCGUAUGCCGUCUUCUGCUUGA